AUGAAGCCUUUUCGACUUUCAAAGUUUAUGACAAUUCCACCAUUAGAUGAGGGAAAACUUCUUAAAACCGUGGUGGCAGACAAUGCUCUCUUUGAAAGUGAGGCUUCGAGGAAGUCCCGGGUGAAGCACCAAAAGGUCAAGACGGGAUGCCAUACGUGCAAAGUACGCCGAGUCAAAUGCGAUGAAACGAAACCUUCUUGCAAACGAUGUAAGAAGACUGGAAUUCAAUGCGAAGGGUAUCCAUCACAUGUUAUCCAACGAUCAUCGCGGGAAUGUAUGAAUCGAUUGUCUAUGGUAAAAACUCCCCCACAAUUAAGAUCACCCAUUGUCAAUAUACACGUUGGUCCCAUCCUAGAAAACGAACAAGAUUCUCGAUAUUUUCAAUAUUUCCGCGAAACAUCGGCUAGUGAUAUCGCGAGAUUAUUUAAUCGAUCAGUCUGGGAGCGGCUGAUUCCCCAGGCAAGCGAAUCUGAACCUUUCGUUAGCCAAGCUCUGGUUGCCCUUGGGGCGUUCAGUAAAGGUCGCACGGCGAAUGGUAUAGAGGCAUUUCUACAUCGUCAAUAUGGCCUCGAUCAGUAUGGUAAAGCUCUCGUCGGAAUGAGGAAAGCUCUGAACCCAAGCUCUUACAAUGCCCGCAAAGCACUCAUUGCUUGCCUACUCGUGUAUUCAAUCGAAAGUAUACAGGGACAUCUUGCAACAGCAGCUUCUCAUGCUGCCAGUGGAGAAAAUCUUCUCCAUGAAAUUAUGCUCGACAAGAAAUCCAAAAGCCUACCGCCCUUCAGCUGUCAACAAGAUCAUACAAUUGACGAUGAUCUAUGCAGAGCCUUCUCAGAUCUUGAUCUUCAAGCACUAUGCGUGAUUGACCGUCGAUCCUCAAAGCUUCACGAGCUGCGAACUCGUGAUUUGAAUCAUUUGUUGCUAUCAAUGCCUUCUUCGUUCUCAAGUAUCAAAGAAUGCCAUGACUGGUGGCAGAUUAUAAUGCGGAGAAACUUUCAUUGGAUAGCGACAGCAAGAAAAACCAUCCUCGAAGAACGACCCAAGGAUGACGAAGAACCCAUCGUCUAUGCAGCCGACGAUGAAGGGCUAGAUCUCAAAGAUGAGAACUGUUCAUGGACCUCUGUUGCGGUCAUACCUAGUACCAACCCGACUCUUAGACGGGAUUGUACCACCUAUCUUGAUGAAAUUCUGCGAUGGGAAAGUAUCGCAGCACCAUUAGUAAGCAAAGGACUACGCGCUGGCGAAGAUUCUCGAGAGUUUCUAGCUGCAUGCCUUGCUAAAAUACAGGCGGCUAUGAUGAUGAUACAGGUAGCAAGUGUGUUCAUUGUCAACGCAAUUGAAUGGGACGCAUAUUUUCAAGAGUUUGGUACAAUCAUGGAAUAUGUAGCCAAACUUCGACCGCGUAUCAUUCAAGGAGAGGGGAAGUAUCACUUUGACUUUGGCGUAAUACUCCCAAUGUUUAUGGUUGGAACACAUUGCCGAAAUAGAGAGUUAAGACGUCAAGCGAUUGAUACUCUCAGGGAAGCUAACGGUUACCGAGAAGGCAUUUGGGAUUCAGAUGCCUGUUCACGAGUAACUGCGUUUACGAGAGAUGUAGAAGAAGAAUGGGCUGACGAGAAUGGAUGGGUUCCUGGAGAGAGACGAUUUACUAUCACGGGAACUAAGGUUACAGUUGAUAAAGGCAAAUCACUGCACAUAAGUGGAUAUCAAAAGAAUGGAACUUUGGAAGGGCAGGGUGAUUUCAAGGAAAUAUAUAUAACAUGCCAAGCUAUGAAUCGAGGUGGUAAACUUGCUCCUGAAGUUAAUCGAGCUUUGUUCGUCAAGAAUCUAAGCUACAACGUAACGCCGGAAGAACUCUUUGAUCUGUUUGGCAAAUUCGGUGCGAUCCGACAAAUUCGUCAAGGUAUUGCUACCAACACGAAAGGUACCGCAUUUGUUGUCUACGAAGACGUGACGGAUUCUAAGACUGCCUGCGAUAAAUUGAAUGGGUUCAAUUUCCAAAAUCGAUACCUAGUCGUUCUCUACCAUCAACCCGAAAAAAUGGAAAAGAUGCGUGCCAACUCAAAUCAAUCGGAUUCAUACGCUGCUCGCAAAGCGACGUCUAUGGGCCCGUCAUCCAGGGUUGGAAAUGUUUCGCCAUCGAAGGAUGUUAGGAAUAAGAAAACACGACGAACACAAUCUGCACCAAUUACAACGAGGAAAUCUCCUACUACAACUGCUAUGCAUGGAAAGGGGGGAAAUUAUCAACAUUUGGAGCAUCAUCGUGGAAUCAAGGGUGCAGCGAUGGCAGGUGGAAGGCGUAAUACCUCUUUCCUCGCUCUUGUGCGGGGAUUGGUUUUCAGGCGUUAG
Botrytis fragariae is the source of this 2346-nucleotide messenger RNA. RefSeq names its product putative transcription factor cys6 protein. Gene Ontology annotation, molecular function: RNA binding; zinc ion binding; DNA-binding transcription factor activity, RNA polymerase II-specific. The record is from RefSeq and is a predicted model, not a curated record. Bases 1 to 2346 code for a protein of 781 amino acids. Lineage: Eukaryota; Fungi; Ascomycota; Leotiomycetes; Helotiales; Sclerotiniaceae. The transcript has 9 exons. Gene Ontology annotation, biological process: regulation of DNA-templated transcription.